Molecule: messenger RNA, 2473 nt
Organism: Ruditapes philippinarum (Manila clam)
Lineage: Eukaryota; Metazoa; Mollusca; Bivalvia; Venerida; Veneridae
Product: fatty acid 2-hydroxylase-like
Exons: 6
Coding region: 63-1181 (372 amino acids)
Biological process (GO): fatty acid metabolic process; lipid biosynthetic process
Cellular component (GO): endoplasmic reticulum; membrane
Molecular function (GO): iron ion binding; fatty acid 2-hydroxylase activity
Source: RefSeq, a predicted model, not a curated record
ACAGUUUCUGUUUUGAGUGUACGCGAACUGGAUUUGAGAGUGGCGAAGGGUGUCAAAGGAAAAUGUCCAACGCGAAAGAUGCGGCAUUUCGAUGCCAAAUAAAAGGUGGGAGAUUAUGUGUGUUACAUUCAGGGAAGAUAUAUGACGUGACAGACUUUGCAGACCGUCACCCAGGUGGACGAGAAAUUAUUGAAAAUCGUGUAGGACAGGACGUUACGCAAGUUAUGAAAUCGUUAGAAAUUCACAGACAUUCCCCAGCGGCGUUCAAAAUUUUAGACAGAUAUUAUAUUGGGGAUUAUAACACUUCAAAUGGCGUCACACAAAGGCAUAAAGAAUCAAAUGGACACACAAAUGGACAUGCAAAUGGCCUUACAAAUGGUUAUGCUAAUGGAUAUAAAAAUGGACAUGCAAAUGGUGUAGCAAAUGGAUCUGCUAAAAAAACUGUAGUUCAAUUUGAUGAUCUAGUGGACUGGUCUAAGCCUAUUUUCUGGCAGGUUGGAAACCUAGGAGACAAAUAUUAUGACUGGGUACACAGUCCAAUUGAUACCUCACUGAGGUUAUUCCAUAAUGAUUUUGUGGAGACAUUCUCGAAGGCAUAUUGGUGGACUGUGCCACCGUUCUGGGUUCCGGUGAUGCUGUUCUUCCUGGUAGACUCGUAUUUACGGUUCCAGUCAGAGACGGUCUAUUGGAACCUUGUUGGUUUUGGAGAGACUGCAGUGUCGUCGCUCUUUAUUCCUGUGUUGUUUAUGGUUGGUUUUAUUAUCUGGACGGUUGUGGAGUAUGUUGUACAUCGUUGGGUGUUUCAUAGCACGCCUCCGCCAAACUCUAAAUUCCUCAUCACAGUUCAUUUCAUACUUCAUGGACAACAUCAUAAGUCGCCAAUGGAUAAAACUCGCCUUGUGUUCCCGCAUGUACCAGCUUGCGUACUAGCAAUACUUAUAUACAUGCUGUACUGGUUGAUGGCACCGUUGGCGGUCAUGCACACGGUGUUUUCGGGCACGAUAUUUGGAUACCUGUGUUACGACCUGACACACUACUACCUUCAUCACGGCAACCCGUCAUCAACAUAUUUUAGGGAUCUCAAGACAUAUCAUGUUAAACAUCAUUUUAAAACACAAAAUCAAGGUUUUGGAAUAUCUUCAAAGCUGUGGGAUUUUCCAUUCGGGACGUUAAUUAGAUGAGGAUAAGAAAGAGUAGAGAAAAGGAAGGUUCUGUCCAAAUAUAGUGCCUAUAAUAUUUAUAUCUUUUUCUAGCCAUUAUAGACCUUCAUCUGGUCAAUCUUAAAAGUGGGUCAAAGGUCAUAUGAAAUAACUUGUGAUGGGCUAAUAUUGACCUCGGAAAAAAUGGUUUAGGUUACCGUAUGACUUUCAAAAUAUGUAGGAUUUCUGACCUUAAAAUAAGGUUACAAGUUGACCUUGAAACUAUGUAAAAUGUUCACCUUGAAACUGGGUAAAAUAUUGACCUUGAAAUGAGGUGAAAUGAUUUUACUAGGGUCAAGGUGAAAGCUACAACUUUGAAUCAAGGUCAAAGUUUUCAUCUUGAUGAACAGUAAUUUUGGCAGCAAAGUGUUUAACUUUCUUGAAAUCCAUAUCUGUGUAUAGUUUAUUUGAUUUUUUUCUCUCUUCUGAUAAAAGAAAUAGGGAAAAUAAAUUCUGUGAUGAUGUAAACUGAUAUAGGGAGAAUUAAAAUAAGUGUUAAUAUAGUAGUGUAUAUAAUUGAAAGUAUGGGAAAUUAAUAUUAAUUUUUUUUUUUGUUAGACUGUUAAGAUUACAAUUUCUUAAGAAUGACUCUUGGGUAAUGUUGUUGUUGUUGUUGGUGUUAUUUGUUGCUGUUGUAAAUGAACUAUCAUUCCAUGUUAUAGAAGUGAAAAUAAUAUAUUUGUUAACGAUAAAAACAGAUUGUGUAUUUUUAUUUACCAUUUGUUGUAACUUUGUUGUUUUCCUCAGGUAUAUGAAAUAAAUAGAAAAACAAUUGUUAGAGCAAAAAAAUAAAGGAAGAAGAGAAAUGUACAUGUUGAUACUGUUUAUAAAAUAUUCUCUUUAUGUAACUUUUUUUAAUAAAUUUUCUUUUUGUAAAGACUGUUCUAUUGAUGUUGAAAAGCUGCUCUUUAUGUUAAGAAAUUACGCUUGAUGUAAUCUUAAGAAAUUUAAUUUUUUAUUUUGCAAAAACAUACCUUAUUGUUUCACAGUUCUUAUUUUGUGGGUAAGGUUUUUUGUUAUGGUUACAUAUUCCUCUUGCAAUAACUAAAAUAGAACUGUAGUUCUAAGUUUUACUAAGAAUACUACCCAGUGUCAAGAAGUCCUGUUGUUUGUGUAUUGCAUUGAUUGUAUAAGCUUGUUACAUUUAUAAUUAUUAAGAGUUUUUGAUGUUUUUUUUUUCUCUGGGAUGAGAAGGGGGGAGGGGGAUGAAUUAAAAGUUAGCAUAAGUAUACAGAUAUCAUGAAAGAUUUGGUCAAAACUAUUUAAAAAAACAA